AUGCCUGAUGAUAAUGCUGCUAAACAAAGUGCUGCUAUUAUGCUUUCUCCAGGAGUUGGAAUAAAUCCAUUUGGUGUCUCAGAUAAUGUAAAACUGUUAUCUCCAGAUUCUCGUUUUCAGACAAUUGGUGCAUGUGCAACAAAUCACAUAGAGUCUGGUUAUAGGUUUUCAUACAGUGAUUUACUUCCUGGUUAUUUAGAGCGUUAUAGACGUCAGUUAUUACAAGAUUCACAAAUAGUUUCAAAUGACAUCAGCGUAUUUUACCUUCCAGCUGUAGAUGUCAGUCUACAUUACAAUUCCAUGACUGAACUGGACUUUUUACCCGGAAGCGGUGCUUUCGGUGUUCCAAAUCCAGUCGUUCCGUCGCCCAGUCAACCUCGAAAUAGUCAGAGUACGGGAAAUAAAGACGAUUCUACGCCUAGGCUUAAUAUAUCAUCUCCAAGAAGUAUAAGAAAACAAGCUGAUUUAUAUGUUUCUUGUUUUUUGCAGAAGUUGCCCAAGGAACUUGUUGUGCAACCAUUUUUACUUGAUUUUCUAGAACAAGCUAUUGAUAAUUUGCCAUUUGUAGCUGACUGGAAUUCAGAAGCUGAUUCUGUUUCAUCUGAUUCCGGUAAUGAAGUAUUUUUCGAAAAGUUUCCUGUACACGCUAUCGUUCACCUUCAUGUUCAACCGUCCACUAUACGGUUUCUUUGUUUGCCAACUUCUCGAAUGCAAUGUCUAAUGGUUUUACCAUUUUUGGAUGCUGUUUUCUCAACUAAACGAGAUGAUUGUGAUUCCGUUGUAAAUCGAGUCGAUAAUAAUGUAUCACGUAAAUUGACAGAUCUUGCCUCAUUACAGUCCGAUAAUCAAGAGGAUAUCACAGGUUUUACACUGAAGCCUAAACUAGUAGUUGGUGACAUCGUUUCAGCUGGAGGACUCUCGGUUACGGCUAUAUUAAAAGAAUUCCGUGUAUCAAUUUUCCAUCCUUAUGGAGAAUCAUCUUCCAUGAGACCUGAAUCUAGUUCCUGGGGAAAUGCUAGACCUUGUGAUUCACUUACUAUUCUUGUAAAAGACAUACAGUGCCAUUUUUCUCGCACUAUAGAAGCAAAAAUUGUACAAAUGAAUCCAAAUGUUCCCACAAAUGAAUGUACUACAGCCGCUGUUAGUGAACCUAACAAAAAGCCAUCCAGUUCAGCAGUUCAUGGUGUCAGUCUUCUUAGUUCUGCGAGUGAAACAAUGAACUCCACACAGUCGGGUGACAACUUUGGUUUACAUAGAAAUCUAUAUAUUUCAGGUAUCUUUGAUAUUGGUGUAGCAGAGUUUACUUGUGAUACUCGUCGAACACUAGAAAUUCUCGAUAUUUACAACUCCUGGUAUCGAAGCAGUUUAGCUCGUCGUUUAUUUUUGGGUAAUGAUGACCUGACUGAUACAGCUGAUAAUGCAACUCAACCGUUUGAUCAAAGUGAAGUGCAGGAAGUUGCACAACAACAAUCAAAUGCCAAGUCAGAAACUGUAUCAGAUACUAUAGAUACAGCAGCAACACUUAACACUAUACAAAGUCCUAAAACUUCUGUUGGUUGCGAAUCGGAUUAUGAAUCGCAAAGGGACACAGUUAAACCCACUACAGAAUCCCAACAACUUUCAAUCAAAACUAAGAAACAACCUUCAUCUAAAACAAUAACCUUAAAAGAAACUCAUUGCCAUACAAACUGUACAAGAUUAAAUGAAGCUCGUGCUACAACAAUAGGUCCAUGUUUUUCAUCAAAUGAUCACUCAACUCUUGCGCCUACAAACAGUACCUCUCCAGAUCCAACUUCAAAGUUAACUACACUUGUUGGCAUCGAACGUGGAGCUAGUGGAAGUCGUAAUACUAGUUUACGAGUAGCUUCAUGGAAUGCAUUAACUAUUUUCUGUGUACAGUUGAAGAAAUUCGACCUAAAUUUAUACAUGGGUAGUGCUAUGGGUUUAACACGACUAAUUGUGGACCAAUCAUUUUGUGAAGGUCAUAUAUCAGUGAAUUCAUCAGGUCGUAAACAUACUCUACUGACUGCUGGUUUGGCCAAUAGUCAGUUUAUUAGUGAAGGUGGUGGAGUUGGUGGUGAAUUUGGCUUAGUUGAUGUAGAGGCUCGACUUCGAAUAGAUGAUGAUCCUUCACAUGAUCCACAACAUUGUUUAGCAGCUCAAGUUGGUGGCUUUCAAAUACGUAUUGAAUAUAUGAACACAAAUAUUCUACUGUUUAGAGUGAAUUCCUUAGAUUUGAUGCUCUACGAUGAAUGGCGUCUGAAAGAUGUCGCUCAACAGUUGUUUGAUUCAGGUAGACAGGCGAAAUCCGUUCCUGUAAAACAAAGUCAGUAUACAUCAUUAGAGUCUGAUAGUGAAUCAAAUAUUGCUUUUGGUUCACCCCCAAUAUUUAUUCGAAUUGCCGGUGAAAUAAAUUGGGAUCAAGCACAGGCCGCUAUCGUACGUAGUACCACUCCAGACCUUCUACGAUCUAUUCAUAAGGUUCGUGAUUAUUUCCAAGAACAAGUUCGUGAAGGCCGUUUAUCUUUGAUUGGACAAGUUGGUCGUUUUGGUAUGUUUCCGAUGACCAGCAGACAACGCCGUUCUUCAAGUCAAAGUAUGAGCUUUUGUUCACCUGCUCGAUUUCAAGGGAAGUUGGACACAAAAUCUGACAGUUUCGGUGAUCAAGAAAUUGAUAGGCUGUUACAACGUCAUUGGCAAAAAAUAAUGUACCAAGCAUUAAAACUAUUUUCACGAGAGCGAUUUCGAGUUUCUAAUCUCAAAGGGAAAUCAAUAUCUGUAGAAUCACAGUCCGACUCACACAAUAAUCCUGUUCUUAGUGGUUCUUUUCAGCUGUCAGGAAAUUCAUUAGGAAUAGCUUGUUUCGCUGGAAGUUUUCGAUCAGCACCUGAUUGGGCUGUAUUCAACAUUCAGUAUCCUACAGCCUGCUUUGAAACUGAAGCUCAGAGAGAACUUCCAAUGGUUGAUGAGGAGAUGAAUCUUGAUCUAAGUGAGGUAGAUGGAUGGAUAAAUGUCCGACAAGUUUUGAGUUUUGAACUAGGCUCACCUCCAGAGUUCCAACCUCAAAUGGCUUAUGUACUUCGUGUUAGAAGAGGGAAACCACAGAAUUUAAAGGAUUUACCAAUUGCAACUAUUGAAGAAUGGCUAGAAUUUAGUUUUCGUGGUGCAGAUAAUACAGUGGUCAAUUUUGUUCGACAUAGUAAUCCAUCAGGUGUCAGUUCAGUCAUACAAUUGGCGCAUUUCCCAGUAAGCUUUUCACAAAUUAAUAGCCAAGAAAGCUCUCUCCCUGCAUUUAAUGUAUUGAAUUCCACGAAGUCUGGACAGUCAGUCAUUUGUCCUACUCGUGAUGUAUUGACCCCUGUGAAUGAAGAUGAUAAUAAUCCUCUAGAAUCUGGUAAUAAUAACCGUGCUACCACUAACACUGGUAAUAAUGAAUCAGUAAAUGUUGGUAAAGAUUUGCUAAAAGAAGAACGACCUAGUGUAUCUGUACGUUCUAAUCCUUUAAAGCCACCGAAUGAAGGCGAGUUGUUGUUUAUUUUGCCUUCACUUGCUCUACGUAUCACUACUGAUCAACGUCAAACGAUGUCUCGACCAACUUUGUCUAGUCUUCCAUCUGUUGUACCAACAUCGUUAACUGCUAAUGAACCCAAAUCUGAUAAUACAUCUAAGAAUGUGAACCGGACUAAUUCUCUAGUACGGCAUUCAAAAGGAAGUUUGUUACUUCCUCAAUCAAAACCAUCGUCUAAAAAAGAUAAUUCAGGAGAUGUAUAUGUGAAUUCACCCAGUUCUGUGCCAUCAGUAAAAGUCAGUUUUCAAACUGAUUUUCAUGGCUUUGUUCAACUUGGACUUAUUGAUGUACCAUGGUUACCAAGUCUGAUAAGUUCAUAUUUGGAUGAAAGAUUAAACGAUUAUGAACUUUCUAGUGCAGCAAGUUGGAAUGCAAAUGAUAUAAACCAAAAAGAUAUUAUUAGUCGACUACGUGCUCUUUCAACAACUAGUUCGCCUAUGGUACAGGAUGCUCGUGUUUAUGAUAUAAUCCAUUGGUCGUUAAGUCCCGAAUGUCGCUGGCUUUUAGCUACUAAUAUCGGUGUACCAGCAUUUGACCGUCUACUAGAGAGUGUUGGUUUUCGAAAAGCACGUGUUACUAUACCGAAAUGGCUUCAAAGAGGUAUCAUGGAUCAAUUAGACAACAUUGCUUCUAUACUUUUAGAAGGUAGCUUACAGUUAAGUAUGGAUGAAAUAAAUGAAGAAUCUAAAACGUCUCACCAAAAAAAAUGA
Molecule: messenger RNA, 4278 nt
Organism: Heterobilharzia americana
Lineage: Eukaryota; Metazoa; Platyhelminthes; Trematoda; Strigeidida; Schistosomatidae
Source: the annotation of a GenBank genome assembly